Populus nigra (black poplar) is the source of this 1728-nucleotide messenger RNA. RefSeq names its product jasmonate-induced oxygenase 1. The record is from RefSeq and is a predicted model, not a curated record. Lineage: Eukaryota; Viridiplantae; Streptophyta; Magnoliopsida; Malpighiales; Salicaceae. The transcript has 2 exons. Bases 344 to 1423 code for a protein of 359 amino acids.
UCUCUUACCCCCUCCACCUCUCCCUCUUGACAAAUUUUAAUGAUCCACGCAAGCUCAACAGAAUGUGGAGAAACAUGUGAAGGAAAGGAGCUUGGAUUGAAUUGGUAUUUGAUUUCUUUCUUUCUCGUUUAAUUUAUAAUUUUCUCUUGUUUUUUUUUUUUACUUUUCCAUUUGAUUCAAAACCCAUUUUGUGGCUUUUGCGUUGAAAUUUGAAGUAAGAGACUAAUAUUUGAUAAUUGAUUUGAUUGCAAUUGAUAGAUUGGAUUGGAUUAGGAUAUUUCAUUUUGUCUGAACAAAUUAGAAUCAAUUAUUUUGGAGGAAUAAGGAGAGAAAAAAGGAGAGAAUGGAUUUUCAGAUGAUGAGAGUGCAAAGCCUCUCUGAAGGGGGCAUAGCAGAGGUGCCAGCCCAAUAUAUCCAGCCCCCUGAGGAACGACCGCCCAUUCUUGAUGACCUCACAGUAAUAGAUAACAGUGAUGAAGACAAUGUCCCCAUGAUUGAUGUUUUUGGGUUCGCCUCGGAGCAGAGGGAUACUGUUUGCAAACUAAUUGGUGAUGCCUGCGCCCAAUGGGGCGCCUUCCACAUUACCAACCAUGGAGUUCCAUUUGAUUUGCUGGACCAGAUUAGGGGCGUAGGGUUAUCUUUCUUCAAAGACUGCCCCGUCAAAGAUAAGCUCAAAUAUGCCUGUGAUCCCAAUUCUCCUGCUUCUCAGGGGUAUGGCUCUAAGAUGCUGCGCCCUGAAGCUGAAGCUGAAACCUCAACUGUUUUGGACUGGAGGGACUACUUCGAUCACCAUUCCCUACCACUCUCUCGCCGCGACCCUUCUCGCUGGCCUCACUUCCCUUCCAAUUACAGGCAAGUUGUUGCACAUUAUAGUGAUGAGCUCAAAUUGGUUGCACAGAAGCUGUUGGGACUUAUAUCAGAGUCUCUGGGACUGCCAACUUCUUGCAUUGAGGAUGCUGUCGGGGAAUUUUAUCAAAACAUUACUAUAAGCUACUACCCUGCUUGUCCUCAACCGCAUCUUACACUGGGUCUUCAGUCCCAUUCUGAUAUGGGUGCCAUCACACUUCUCAUCCAAGACCAUGUCGGGGGCCUUCAGAUUUUCAAAGACUCUCGGUGGAUCACUGUCCAUCCUCAAUCUCAUGCUAUUCUUGUUAUAUUGGCUGACCAAAUGGAGAUUAUAACCAAUGGGAAGUAUAGGAGUGCUCAACAUCGAGCCAUUACAAAUUCCAGCAGUCCACGGCUCUCAGUUGCCACCUUUCAUGACCCGGCCAAGACGGUGAAAAUAUCCCCUGCUUUUGAGCUAACUAGCAACUCAUCCCCGCCUAAGUACCGUGAAGUUAAGUAUGGAGAUUAUGUGUCAUCAUGGUAUACCAAAGGCCCAAAGGGGAAACGGAACAUCGAUGCCCUCCUCAUCAAUUGUUAGAUCUUCCCCGUUUUCAUGUUGACCUGUUCUGUUCUCUUGUUUUGAGGGGAAAAAGGAAUUUAUUAGGAUAAGCAUAUGCCUCUACAUUUAAUCUUUCAGGAUUUUUGUGCUUCAUUGUUAUAGUGUUCCUCCAUGGAUGUCUUUGAUGGUGUCUCUCCUUCAAAUAUUUUUUGGGAUUGGACAGUUUUUUUUUUUUUUCCAGCUGCUCUGGUCCUCCGAAGGUUGUCUUUCCUUGCCAUGAUGCCUUUUCAUAGAAUAUUUUGUGGCAUAUUGUAAUGUUUUGAUCCCAUAAGCUGUUCCCAUAA